Messenger RNA from Bradysia coprophila, 1149 nucleotides. RefSeq names its product O-acyltransferase like protein-like. The record is from RefSeq and is a predicted model, not a curated record. Gene Ontology annotation, molecular function: acyltransferase activity, transferring groups other than amino-acyl groups. NCBI's taxonomy places the organism in Eukaryota, Metazoa, Arthropoda, Insecta, Diptera, Sciaridae.
UUUUAAUAAUUUCUUCUACAAUUUACGAUGUGACAAUGAGGAAGAAACCAUGUGAGCCUCUACACGAAUUCAUUCUAUCUGCGAAAAACAUCACUUAAACCAUCACAUUACAAUAGUGGUUUGAUACAAUUAAGCCACGCUUAACAUUAAAUUUCAGACGUUCCGAACAAAAUAUUCCAAUCGUUUUCACUGUAUACCAAUGGCAGGGACAUGUUAAAAUUGGAAUUACAUAGUUCAAAGACAAUUGAAUGUUUUCAUGGCAUACGAGCGUUAUCAGCGUUCUGGAUUAUAGCCGGUCAUAGAAUAAAUGAGCUCGAGAAGAUGUUGCAGCAACCAUCGCAUGUUGAUAGCGUAUUCGCGAAAUUUAUCAUUACAGUUUUAAGGACCAAUCAAUACGCAGUCGACACAUUUUUUCUGAUGUCAGGCAUACUCUUCACUCAGUGCUUGGAGAUAACAUGGUACUUGAGUACCGACUUUCAGCUAAUUGUGAUAAGUCCACUGUUUAUAUUCAUUCUGUGGAAGUACAAAUACAAAGCAUUCUGGCUCUUUGUGGCCAUAAUCUGUUCGACUCAACUCGGCAUAUUUUUCGCGCGUUACAACGACACCAUUCCGUCCAGAGAAAUAUAUGGACAAACUCAUUUCCGUAUUGCCCAAUAUUUAAUUGGAAUCGGAUUGGGUUACAAAAUGAAUGAUCUUGAUGUCAAACAUUUCAUGAGAAAGAGAUACCAGUUAAUUGGAUGGUUGGCAUCUUUUUCGAUCUUCAUUGGAAUUCAAAUUAUUCGGGAAACUUAUCGUAACCAGCGUUUCGCUGAGGCGUUUUUUUCAUCCGUCCAUAGAAUUGCCUUCGUUGGAUUGGUGAGUUGGAUCAUUUAUGUUUGUCAUUACUUGAAAUCGGGUGGAAUUGUCAAUUGGUUUCUGUCACAACCACUGUGGCAGCCGAUAGCGAAAAUCAGUUUGAGCAUCUAUCUUAUUCACACCACAUACAUCAUAAUGAGUAACGUCAAUAGUGAAGAUUGUAUGCAUUUGAAUGCAACGUGGUUAAUGCACAUUUUAUUUGGAGACUUUGUUAUAGCAACACUGCUGGCAUCGAUUUUAUACCUUGUGAUUGAAGCACCGUCUAAUUUAAUAAUAAAAUACUUGAUCAAGUAA